AUGACAUAUGCUGAAACAAUAGAUAAUGCUUGUCUUAUAUGUACAGAAAAUGAUGCUACACAUGAAUAUGAUCCUUGUCAUCAUUUUCCAAUGUGUGGAGAAUGUUUUGUUCGUUUAGAUCAAGAACACCUUAAAAUAUGUAUGCAUUGUUUUCUAACAGCUACAAUGCGUAAGCGUAUACCAAAUACACCUAUGACAUGGUAA
Messenger RNA from Rotaria sp. Silwood2, 204 nucleotides. The record is from the annotation of a GenBank genome assembly. Lineage: Eukaryota; Metazoa; Rotifera; Eurotatoria; Philodinida; Philodinidae.